Pseudozyma hubeiensis SY62 is the source of this 435-nucleotide messenger RNA. Its product is annotated as 3-ketoacyl-CoA thiolase. NCBI's taxonomy places the organism in Eukaryota, Fungi, Basidiomycota, Ustilaginomycetes, Ustilaginales, Ustilaginaceae. Bases 1 to 435 code for a protein of 144 amino acids. The transcript has a single exon. The record is from RefSeq and is a predicted model, not a curated record.
AUGGCAUUGUGCUCAGACCGAGCUUGGUCCGACUGUCAACGUUGGUCGAGGGAUACUGUAUACUGUAGCGUGACCUCCGGAGUCCAGUCAAGGUCACUGGGUCCGAUUCGUCGCCCCCACCCCGAGAAGGCGGAUUAUCCGCCUGCAAGCUGCAGCGUCUUGCAGAAGCAUCGGAAUGCAGGGCGAAUUGGCAGCUCUGAUUCGUCGACACGCGGAUGCGAGGUGCAGAAGUACCACGCCGUCGAUCUGAGCCAGAAAUCGGGUUCUUUUUACAAAGACAUUCUCAAUUCACAACGUCUGCCAAACACCAAUCGAACACACGAGCCGAGACAAAACACGGUUGUGGAACCAUACGAGAACGUUUCGACGUCGAUCCUGCUCCGAUCCCAUUGUCGGACGGAGGAGCGACGACGCUUUAUUGUUCACUCCAUCUAG